GAAAGCGGCGGGGAAUGGGCCGCAGUGGAGGGGUCAAUGAUUUUCUUUUGAAGCUUUUGGAAGCAGAAUUUGACCUCAUUUGGUCCCGCGAUCGCAACACUCUUCUACAAGCCACUCACGGCUUGCGGCAAACUCGUCUCAUCCUCACCAGCGAGAAGCUCUUUCCGUGCUUGAACUAGGUAUUACUACAUUAGUACAUGUAGCAAGACCCUCAACUCAAAAGUCACUCGCCGUUUCAUCACGUUACUAUCCCACCGCUCAACUCACCGCCUCGCAUCCUUUCGCCACGGACCAACACCGACGACAAUGGCCCAAAAACUCAUCGUCGUCGUAGGCGCCACGGGCAACCAAGGUGGUUCCGUUGCCCGCCGCUUCCUGGCUGCAGGCUACCGCGUCCGCGCUCUCACACGCGACACCUCUUCCACAUCCGCUACUGGCCUGGCCGCUCUCGGGUCUGAUGUGGAGCUGGUGAGCGCGGACCUCGAAGACGUGAAAUCCAUCGAAGAAGCAUUCCAGGGUGCAAAUGUCAUCUUCAGCGUCACAAAUUACUGGGAGCCCUUCUUCCGGCCAGGCUGUCGCUUCAAGGCAAAGGAGCAGGGCAUCUCCUGCCGGAAGUUUGCAUACGAUGUCGAGUUGCGCCAAGGGCGGAAUAUUGUCGACGCCGCGGCCAAGACUGUGGACUCGCUCGACGAUAACGGAUUCUUGGUUUCGACCCUCAGUCACGCUGAGAAGUGCAGUGGUGGAAAGUUCAAGGAGCUGUAUCAUUUUGACUCCAAGGCUGAGAUCUUCCCUGGCUACGUGAACGAGAAGUAUCCCGAGCUUGCGGCAAAGAUGUCGUGCAUUCAUACUGGUUACUUCUACACCAGUUACAAUAUUCUCCCCAACUCAUACUUCGGAAAGAACCCCGAUGGCACAUUCACAAUGGCGUUCACCACCUCUCCCGACAAGCCCGUCCCGCACUUCUCACCCGUCGACGAUAUGGGCAACUUCACCUACGCCGUUUCCCAGAUGUCUCCCGGCAAGGCUUACAUGGCUGAAGGAACAACUGCCACUUGGCCCCAGUUCCUCGAGACAUGGGCGAAGGUAAACGGAGUACAAGCCAGCUAUAAGCAAAUCACACCGGAAGAGAUGAUCGAGGCGACUGGAGAGCGCGAUACCGGCAUUGAAGUCGCGUACAUGUUUUCCUAUUCCUCGGACCCAGGCUAUGAUGGUGGCAUGGACCUGCUGACCGCAGCUGAUAUCAGAAAGAUUGGCAUUGAUUGUCCCAUGACAACUUGGGAAGAGUGGUCGAAACAGAAUGACUGGUCCUCUGUACUAGACAAAUGAUGGGUAUGACAGCUGGUUUAUGCUGAGACGAGCUAGACAUAGAUUAAAUUGAGCAAUCCCAUACCCUCC
This is a messenger RNA of Colletotrichum phormii, 1395 nucleotides long. RefSeq names its product NmrA-like family protein. The transcript has 3 exons. The record is from RefSeq and is a predicted model, not a curated record. Gene Ontology annotation, cellular component: nucleus. The coding region runs from base 307 to 1326 and encodes 339 amino acids. NCBI's taxonomy places the organism in Eukaryota, Fungi, Ascomycota, Sordariomycetes, Glomerellales, Glomerellaceae.